AAGUUUCCCGAUAUAGAUGCGCCUACCCGUAUACGCAUACGCAAACGCAUACGUAUAACUACCUAACAUAAUCACAACCAUGUCGUUCUUAUUUUCGAGGGGCAGAACCAGGACUAACGCUCUGGAUCUUCCCAAGCAAGCUAGAGACCAUGUUCUCAAACUUGACGCCCCUGGCAAAGCCGAAGAGCUUGCCAAGGUGCUCAGUCAGAUGAAGCUUAUACUUCAAGGAACGCCAGACGUAGAUAGUACCCCAGAGCAAGUAUACCAGCUGGUUACAGGUCUGAUAGAAGAGGACCUUCUCCUCCUGUUAGCUCAAACCCUACACCGCCUCCCCUUCGAGUCUCGAAAAGACACCCAAGUUAUAUUCUCAUACGUCUUUCGGUUCCGACCCCCCACGGCGUCGCCAAAGACAGAUCCAGUCGCAUUGAGCUACGUAGUGAAUAAUAAACCUCAAAUCCUAUUAGAGCUGUGUCGAGGUUACGACCACAAGGAGAGCGCAACGCCCGCGGGUUCUGUACUUCGUGAGGUUCUUAAGAACGAGGCAGCCGCCGCCAUUAUAUUAUACGACGAUGGGGAAGAGCCCGGUUCUAGUUUGAAGGGUGUGACGGCAAUUGAUAGGGAACGGCCACAGAGCGGCAACGGAGUCUUUUGGCGAUUCUUCGAUUGGAUCGAUAAGAGCUCGUUUGAGGUUGCUGCUGACGCCUUCACAACAUUCAGAGAACUCCUGACAAAACAUAAAGAGCUUGUGCCGCGUUACCUCUCGAUAAACUUUGAGCUCUUCUUCGACAAGUACAACAACAUCCUAGUACAGUCGAACAGCUACGUGACGAAACGGCAGUCGAUCAAGUUGCUCGGUGAGAUAUUACUCGACCGGUCCAACUACAACGUCAUGACCGCGUACGUCGACCGCGGGGAGCACCUCAAGAUUUGCAUGAACCUGCUACGCAGCGACCGCAAGAUGGUGCAGUACGAGGGCUUCCACGUCUUCAAGGUCUUCGUGGCCAACCCCCACAAGUCCAUCGCCGUGCAGAAGAUCCUGCUCAUGAACCGCGAGAAGCUCCUCAACUUCCUCUCCCAUUUCCUCGAGGACCGCACCGACGACGAACAGUUCAUCGACGAGCGCGAGUUCCUCAUCAAGCAGAUCAGGAAUAUGCCCCCGAACCCCGUUCCCCCGACCCGCCAGCUAGCGGUUUAGGGGUACUACUGACGGAAUCAGGGUCCGGUCCAGACCCAGGUGUUACGUGUAUCCAUAAGUAGCUUCAACCACGGUUCGAUUUUUUUUCUCUCGCUUUAGCAGCAAGGACUCUUAGAUAUCAGGCUUGAACAGUAGAAGUACCAAGCAGCCGUCAUUGGCAAUCAUUGUGUGCAUGUAGUUAGGCGUUUGGGUUAUAGCCGGACAAACGAAAGUACAAAACAAGGAGAAAUCGCAAUGAAACAUUAAAAUAUUGACAC
Molecule: messenger RNA, 1452 nt
Organism: Daldinia decipiens
Lineage: Eukaryota; Fungi; Ascomycota; Sordariomycetes; Xylariales; Hypoxylaceae
Product: Mo25-like protein
Exons: 4
Coding region: 80-1195 (371 amino acids)
Biological process (GO): intracellular signal transduction
Molecular function (GO): protein serine/threonine kinase activator activity
Source: RefSeq, a predicted model, not a curated record